UGGUGCUGGACGUCGGGAGCGCUGGCCUCUGCUCUGCUGAUUUGCAGGUUGGAGUGCAGGGUGAGCCCGGCGCAGGGGAUAGGAGGUGGGGGGAGUCGAGAGCUGGAGUCAGGCGCAGCUCACGCUAGGAUGACGGAGUGUUAACCUCAGACUCUGGGUCCCUUUGGGCCGACGCUUUAAGAAAACAGGGGCAGCGAGCCCGGCGUCCCAAGGAGCCUUGCCAAGCUGGGCAUGGAGAACGGGCCUCCUGGAUGGCCACCCGCCCAGCUGCCAAAGAGGCCGGAGAGCUGGAGCCGGGACUUGGAGGAUCUUCUUCAGAGAGGCAGGAGGGCGGUCCGAACGUGCCCCCACCCCUGACCUCAAGCCCAUGUGGAGAGGGCCAACAGAGCCUCUUGGAGAGCUGGAUUUGCGUCCUCUGCAGCUUGGGGGACACGUCGUUGAUGGUGACUGACACGCCCCAGAGAUAGUGACAUGAUGAUUAAGAGUGACAGCCUGAGGGAGCUGAGCGCAGCAUGGCUGGUCUGGCAGCUGCUGUCGGUGUCGCGACCCCACCCCACUUCCCCGGCUCCCUGCCUCCUUCGCUGGAGAAGCAUCCUCAGCCAAUGGAGCCACAAUACCUGACAGCUGAAGGCAGGGAACAGCAGGAGGGGCCCCAGGAAGCUAGCCCCAAGGAUGGGAUGCUGUGGGAGGAUGCCCCGCUGGCCCCUGGUGACUGGAGCCCGUUGCGGAGGCCCCUGGCACGAGGUGGCAGAGCAGCUGCUCAGGCCUCCGCCUGUGGUCACCUGGGACAGGACUCAGGUGGACGGGGAUGCCUGGCUCGUUUAAUAUCACUGAUGUUGAGAGACAGAUGGGAAAAUAGCCAUGAGAAGGACGUGGAGUGGGAAGGCUGUCACUGAAUACUACUGACACUUAGAAGAGGGAAAAUGACAAGUUCAGGGCCACGGAUCACCAAUUUAAAGCAAAGUCAGGAUUCCUUGGCAGAAUUUAACGAAAUGCUUCUCUUCUAUAGCCAGGGGUCAGAGGGCAGAAGACAAGGUGCAGGACUCCAGAGAAGGCCAAAUUUCCAGCCCAGGGAAGUCCCUUCUCCAAAGUCAGGGCCUCAAGGGGAAGGGUGGGGUCCCUGAUAUCUGAGAUGGACUAUCUGAGGAGACACUCUUGAGACAUUGAACCCCCAGAUUCUCCUGUACCUCCUAGCCUGCAGAAGUGACCCAUUGCCUCUGUUGGAAGACAGAGGUCCUCUUUUGCUUAAAGACCAUGCAGAAACUAAGGGAAGGGACCUUACAAGACAAGGAGUUCCUCUCUCCAGCAUCUGUCCCCACCUCCCCUCCUGACCACCAGGCUCAAAGCUGGAUCAUAUCUCAGCAUGACCUGACCAAGGAUGUGCUUUGCAUGCCAGGGACCAAGAGGGAUUAACUAGCAGAGGAGUGGUGGGAGCAAGCCAGCAGGGACCAGCCGGGUCUAGAGAAUGUUCCUAGAUGUGGACUCUGAAGGUUCUGGAUCAAGGGAGGCUGCACAGAAGCUGGAGACUGGAGAGUUAAUUAGUACAGAAAGACUCCCUAACCCCUAAAAAGGCCCUAGGAAGAUUCUAAUAUGUUGCUUGGGAGGGUUCUUUUUUUUUGAGACAGAGUCUCUCUCUGUCGCCCAGGCUGGAGUACAGUGGUGCGAUCUUGGCUCUGCAACCUCCACUUCCCAGGUUCAAGCGAUCCUCCUGUCUCAGCCUCCCAAGUACCUGGGAUUACAGGCAUGCACCACCAUGCCCAGAUAAUGUAUUUUUUUUUUUUUUUUUUUUAGUGGAGGUGGGAUUUUGCCAUGUUGGCCAGGCUGGUCUCGAACUCCUGACCUCAAGUGAUCUGUCCGCCUCGGCCUCCCAAAGUGCUGGGAUUACAGGUGUGAGCCACAGUGCCUAGCACUUGAGGCAGUUCUUGAAAGCUUGGAAGAAGUGAUAGUGCAUAGGCGAUGAAGUGGAGAUGUCAGAACAGCCCUGGAGGAAGGUAUGCAAAGUCUCAGAGAAGUGGACAAGCCAGAAUGGCUCUUCUAUUGUAGGUUGUACAGGAAAACAGUAUGACAAGAGUGAUGCCAUCUUAAAACUGCCAUAUGAUGAUGAAUGUUUCACCCCCAUAUACCAAGCUGCUCUGCAGUAAGCUCUUUAACCCUUUGUAAAGAUGCUUAGCUAACCCCCUCCCCAAGUGGCUAUGAGUUUUGCAAUAAAAUCGGAGAUAUGGCCACCUGCACAUGUUUUACCCUAAAAGCUUGCUACCUAAAAGUACUUUCUGCAGGGCAGAUGUGGGGAUCUACCAUUUUGUGGCAGCCCGGAACAUCGCUUCUGCUCCUAAGUCCCUAUUACAUAUUUCUUUACAAGAAA
This is a messenger RNA of Pan troglodytes (chimpanzee), 2362 nucleotides long. RefSeq lists its product as uncharacterized. The transcript is spliced from 2 exons. The coding region runs from base 513 to 896 and encodes 127 amino acids. Lineage: Eukaryota; Metazoa; Chordata; Mammalia; Primates; Hominidae. The record is from RefSeq and is a predicted model, not a curated record.